Messenger RNA from Talpa occidentalis (Iberian mole), 678 nucleotides. Its product is annotated as E3 ubiquitin-protein ligase TRIM38-like. Lineage: Eukaryota; Metazoa; Chordata; Mammalia; Eulipotyphla; Talpidae. The transcript has 4 exons. Gene Ontology annotation, molecular function: zinc ion binding. The coding region runs from base 136 to 678 and encodes 180 amino acids. The record is from RefSeq and is a predicted model, not a curated record.
CUUCUACAAAGUGUCCCAGUAUUUGAAGGCCUUUGGAGGCUGAAUAACCAAGUUGCUGUGUAGUUCCAUCACUGAAAAAUUCUGACAGCUUCAUCUCUGCUUCCAAACUGAUAUUGUAGCCUUUGAAGAAAAGCCAUGGCCUUAGCUACCACUAUCAAGAAGAUGAGGGAGGAAGCCAUGUGCUCCAUCUGUUUGGAGAUGAUGACAGAGCCCUUGAGCAUCGACUGUGGGCACAGCUUCUGCUGCCAGUGCAUAGAGGGCACACUUGAGAACCUACAAGUGACAUCAUCCCUGAGGGAGCCCCAAUGUCCCCUGUGCCGGGCACCAUUUCAAAGGGAAAGUCUCCGAUCCAACAAGCAACUGGAAAACCUCAUUCAGACCGUUAAGGAGAUAGACAGUGAGAGGCUGUGUGAGGAGCAUGGGGAGCAGCUCCGCCUGUUCUGUGAGGAUGAUAUGAGGCUCCUCUGCUGGCGCUGUGAGCGCUCCCCCCAGCACAGCGGACACAGCAUGGCUCUUGUGGAGGACGUAUGUCCAGGCUACAAGGAAAAGCUCCAGAAAGCUGUGACAAAACUGAGGGAACAAGAUGACCAAUGUCAGGGUCUGAAGUUGAUCACGAAGAAACAAAUAAGAAAAUGGCAGGGUCCAUAUUCAUCCUUCGAGGUUCAAAAACCUUUGUGA